UGACGACGCGCAGGUAGAUUCGCCGCUUCCGGUUGCAUCUUGCAACACAAUUCUGCAGUUUCUUUUUCUGUGGCUCUUCUUUACCGCGAAACCUGCGUCAGAGAAUUAAGUCCAUCCCGUUUUACGACGGAAUCAUGAUCCCGUUAAAGAGGAGAAAGGUCGUGCCCUCCGGGGCUGGGAACACCGGGAACACCGGGAGUGAGGAAAGUUCCCCAAACAAGUUCCCUCAGGUGAUUUUGUUUCUGCUGGAGAGGAAAAUGGGAGCCAGUCGAAGAGCUUUCCUCUCUCAGCUCGGUCGAAAGAAAGGAUUACAGGUGGAGGAGAUGUUCAGUGAGAGAGUCACACAUGUGAUUUGCGAGAACAUCUCCGGCGACGAGGUCGUAGCGUGGCUGGAGUCUGGGGUCGGAGGUCGAGGCCGAUCGUCCGCCCACCUGCUGGAUGUCAGCUGGUUCACUGAGAGCAUGCGGGCGGGACGUCCUGUGGAAGUACUGGACCGACACCGACUACAGUGUCUGUUACGGCAGCAGCAGAUGAGAGAAGCGGAGGUUGUGGGGUUUUCUGCACCGAGCUACGCCUGUCAGAGACGAACCACGCUGGACAACCACAACGCCAUCCUCACCGACGCACUGUCGCUGCUGGCUGAAAACGCCGAGCUCAGCGGCGAGGACGGGCGAGGCGUCGCGUUCCGCCGGGCCACCGCCGUGCUGAAGGGUCUCCCCGAGCCGGUGACGGCCGUGACGCAGCUCGUGGGGCUCCCGUGUCUCGGGGGACAUUCGCUCAGAGUCGUCAAAGAGGUCCUGGAGAGCGGAGCGUCGAGCGAGGUCGAAGCCACGAAGCAGUCUGAGCGCUUUAAAGCGCUGAAGGUGUUAACAGCUAUUUUUGGCGUCGGAGUGAAAACAGCAGAGCGGUGGAUGCGAGAGGGGAUUCACGACCUUCAGCAGUUACGGGACUCGGGGCGAACGCUCGAUCGUUCUCAGCGAGCGGGUCUGCAGCACUACGAUGACCUCAACCAGCCCGUCACGAGGCCGGAGGCCGACGCCGUUGCCGCCAUCGUAGAGGAGGCCCUCGCCGCCGUGUUGCCGGGGGCUACGACGACUCUGAUUGGAGGAUUCAGGAGAGGGAAGCUGACGGGCCACGACGUGGACUUCCUGUUAACGCACCCGGAGGAGGGCAGAGAAGUGGGACUGAUGACGAAAGUCGUCUCAUGGUUGGAAACUCAGGGUUUCCUCUUGUACCAGAAAACUACGAGAAACUCUUACCUGGAGGCCGAGGACGGCCCCGCUCGGCCCUCCUCCAACAUGGACCGCUUCGAUAGGUGCUUGUCCAUCUUCAAGUUGCCCGUGGAGGUCAAAGGUGAGGGCCUGAACCCGUGGAGAGCCGUGAGAGUGGACCUGGUGGUUUCUCCCAUCAGCCAGUUUGCUUUCGCUCUACUGGGCUGGACCGGAUCCAAGUUGUUUGAGAGAGAGCUGCGACGCUGGGCGGGCCACGAGAAGGCCAUGUCUCUGAGCAGCCACGCCCUGUACGACAAGACCCAGAGUCGAUAUCUGAGAGCUUCGUCCGAGGAGGAGAUCUUUGCUUAUCUGGGUCUGGAGUACAUUCCUCCGUCGGAGAGAAACGCCUGAACGCACCUGAUGAGGAGCCGGCGGGUAAAAACCUGCCGAAAGAAAGUUUAACGCACCAGAUAAGCAACACAUGCACCAGUUUAUCAACGAAAUGAGACGCAUUCUAAACCUCUGAAGUUAUCGGCUAUUAUUUUAUCUUUUGUUGCAUCAAUGUCAAGUGAAAGGAAAUAUUUAUAUAUUUGUCAGUUAUUAAGACAGAUUGUAGAUAAGAAUUGUACACAGUCAUUGUGAUGGUUUGUGGAUGUUUUGAAGCCUUGAAUUUGACGAUUUCGCCAGCACCUUGUUGGUUUUUCGACAACCAGACAACAGGAAGUGACCAUAUAUGGAGGUACGAACAAACUGGACUUAAUGGUGUCGUUGCCAGUUUAUUAGGUACACUUGGCAGUAACGAGUCUAAAAGGAAUAAAGGUGAACAAACACACUUCUUUUAAAUCACUCCUCAAAAUGUAGAUUGUCAAGUAUUUAUCAGUUUUACUUCACCUGUAAAGACCUCAGGUCUUUUUAUGUUUUAGUUGUUUUUAUCUGUUUGUUAUUUUAUGUAUGUUUUUUAAAAUGUAUUUAUAUUAUAUAUAUAUAUGUGUAUAUAAAUAUAUGUAUGUAUAUAAAUAUAUAUAUGAUCUUGCCACUAUGUCAAUUACACAAGCGCCUGUAUAUUAUACAUCGCAAUUAAAGAUAUCAAAUAUGUA
This is a messenger RNA of Pseudoliparis swirei, 2308 nucleotides long. It is a transcript of the gene polm, whose product is annotated as polymerase (DNA directed), mu. The coding region runs from base 135 to 1622 and encodes 495 amino acids. Gene Ontology annotation, molecular function: DNA-directed DNA polymerase activity; DNA binding. The record is from RefSeq and is a predicted model, not a curated record. Gene Ontology annotation, biological process: double-strand break repair via nonhomologous end joining. Lineage: Eukaryota; Metazoa; Chordata; Actinopteri; Perciformes; Liparidae. The transcript has 11 exons. Gene Ontology annotation, cellular component: nucleus.